AUGUCGACAGCAGCUGUCUUUGGCUCCACUGGAGCAGUGGGCUCCCAGAUCCUUGCAACCCUUCUCGCGUCAGAUUCAUUCGCCUUCGUCAAGACGGUAUCAAGGAGAGCCCCAAACCUACAGUCCUCAAAGCUUGAGGCUCUGCAAGAAAGUGACACCUCGAAAUGGGGUGACAUGAUUGCCCCAUUGUCACCCAAGCCGUCUGUGGUAUUCAACGCGGUGGGAACCACUCGAGCUGCAGCUGGCGGCAUUCAAAACCAGUGGAAGAUUGACCAUGAUUUAUGUAUCGAGAAUGCCCGGGCCGCCAAGGCUGCGGGAGUGAAGACAUAUGUCUUCAUAUCCAGUACCGGGACCCGGGGCUUCCUCUCCGCUCGUUUCCCUUAUUCGAAAAUGAAAGUCGGUGUGGAGGAUGCCAUCAAGGAACUGAGUUUCGAUCAUGCCAUUAUCCUGAGGCCGGGAAUGAUUCUCGGGCGAGACGUGCCCAAGGCUGCAUUCUUUGAAAGCAUCGUAGGAAACCUCAACAAGCUGGGACAGGGUCUCCAGGACCGACUUGGCCAAGACCAAACUGUUAUCGGGAGGGCCGCUGUAGCAGCGGCGAGAAUUGCUGAAGAAGGAAAGGCUCCUUCGGCGUUCUGGACUUUGGAACAGGCUGAUAUUGUCAGAUUGGGCAGAGAGGAGUGGAAGGAGUAA
This is a messenger RNA of Penicillium daleae, 690 nucleotides long. RefSeq names its product Protein fmp52-2. Bases 1 to 690 code for a protein of 229 amino acids. Gene Ontology annotation, biological process: import into nucleus. The transcript is spliced from 2 exons. The record is from RefSeq and is a predicted model, not a curated record. Lineage: Eukaryota; Fungi; Ascomycota; Eurotiomycetes; Eurotiales; Aspergillaceae. Gene Ontology annotation, cellular component: cytoplasm.